Molecule: messenger RNA, 990 nt
Organism: Aspergillus oryzae RIB40
Lineage: Eukaryota; Fungi; Ascomycota; Eurotiomycetes; Eurotiales; Aspergillaceae
Exons: 4
Coding region: 1-990 (329 amino acids)
Biological process (GO): transmembrane transport; metal ion transport
Cellular component (GO): membrane
Molecular function (GO): metal ion transmembrane transporter activity
Source: RefSeq, a predicted model, not a curated record
AUGAUAGAAUCAUGGACCGUCUUCAAACUCAAAAAGGUCAACACUGCCGACAAGUAUUACUGGAUGCAACCCUCAGUCUUCGUCGAAUGGAACAUACCGCCCCAACAAACGCCAACCGAUUCUCGAAAUCCAGAUGGUGGUGCACAGCCAACAACAAACAGCAAUAAUGCACCCGGUGUACAGAGAGUCUUCUUCGUCAAUCUCCCUCUCGACGAGCAACGAUCAAUACAGAAGAACUUCCCCUCCCGAUACUUGAGAUACUAUAACCCAUAUAUAUGGCACGCGGUGUUCGCUCGCGAAGUAGCGAUGUUAUAUGACAAAUGCUUUUGGUCUCUACGACACCUCGUUAGAGAUAUAGAGAAGAAACGAAAUACAAGUACCCUUGCAGAAUUACAAGCCACUAACUUCCCGAACCUCCACGACAUCGCUCGGCAUAUCUUCCACUCCACCGAGAUCCUCGAGGUAGCCGAGCAUACCAUCAACAGCGUCGUGACGGAGCAAUCACGCUGGCGAGAGGAGUUCACGGACAUUGCUUCGAAGGCCCGUGGCGCGCAUCUCCAAACCGGACAGAAAUUGGCCUUUGCAGCGAAGGAAAUGCAUUCGCUUAAGAUUAGGUCGAAAUCGCUGACCGAUAGAUUGGAUAACGAGAUUAAUCUUGCAUUCAAUCUAGUCAACCAAGGCUUCGGCCGGAACGCUCAAUCCGACAGCGCGAUGAUGAAAACCAUCGGUGUUGUCAGUCUAGUCUAUCUUCCUGGGACAUUUGUUUCGGGCAUUUUCGGAACAAACUUCUUCGAUUAUCAAAGCGGCGAGGCGGAAUCAUGGGAGAUGGCCAAGAAUUUCUGGUUGUAUUGGGCCGUGACGCUUCCGCUGACGCUCGCGACCGUUGUGGUUUGGGCGCUGUGGCAUUAUCGGUUGACGUUGAAGAAGGGAUAUUGGAAGGGGAAGAGUAAAGUUAAAGGGAAGAAUGAGGAUCCUAUGGAAAAAGUUUAA